CAAAGCUAAAUGAGCCGCUACCUUUGUUCUCCACACAACACCAUCACUUCGCUCGGGCCAGUGACAACUCACAAAUGACUGCGAGCAACGUAGAGAGCAUCGCCGCUGAGCUGCGCCGGCAGGCUACCGAGAACCCUCCAAAGCACCCGAUCGACAUCGAUUACAACUCCAUCACAGGAGUGGCGCACAGCUACAACGAACGAUGCCCUGAUCCGAGACUUAGAUUUGUGAUGCAGAGCCUUGUCAAGCAUCUGCACGACUUUGCCCGGCAUGUUGAUCUCACGACCGACGAGUGGAUGAGGGCGAUCCAAUUCCUUACUCAGACCGGUCAAACGUGCAAUGAUGUUCGUCAGGAGUUCAUUCUUCUUUCUGACGUACUCGGGCUUUCCACUCUAGUGGACUCAUUGAAUCACCCGAAACCAAAGGGAGCGACAGAAUCGACGGUGCUGGGCCCCUUUUUCACUACCGACGCCCCCGAUGUUGUCGACGGCGGAAGUAUUGUGUCUGAAGCAAAAGCUGAAGAAGGCGAGCUUCUUCUGGUCAGAGGAAAGGUUCUCGAUCUCGACGGAAACGCAGUGGCCAACGCCACAAUUGAGACUUGGGAGACAGACGCGACCGGUCACUACGACACCCAAUACGAUGACCGAACGGUAGCUGACUGUCGUGGUCGCAUAACCUCUCAAUCGGAUGGGAGCUUCCAGUACGGUGCUAUCCUGCCCGUGUCGUACCCCAUUCCCGGUGACGGGCCCGUAGGGUCGCUGCUGCUUCGGCUGGGACGCCACGUCUACAGGCCCUCGCAUCUUCAUCUCUGGGUCCAAGCCGACGGAUUCGAUCCUCUAAUCACGGCACUCUAUCCUCGUGAAGACAAGUUUCUGCAAAGCGACACUGUGUUCGGGGUAAAGAGCUCUCUCGUUGUCGACCCAGUGCUCGUAGACGAUCCAAGUGAAGCUCGCAAGCACGGCUUCAAGAGGAAUUCCUUCUGGCUCAUCGAGUACGACCUCAUUCUCUGCACUCUUGCGCAGGCAAAGGAAGAGCGCGAGCAAGUCAAACGUGUUCCGACUUCUCAGCAUAACCUUUAGCAGCACAAGAGGCCCUAAAGGCCGAACCCCAUACAUCAUCAGAGCAACUUUUUCCCAUAAAUGCAAUGUUG
Acaromyces ingoldii is the source of this 1150-nucleotide messenger RNA. RefSeq names its product intradiol ring-cleavage dioxygenase. Gene Ontology annotation, molecular function: catechol 1,2-dioxygenase activity; ferric iron binding. The transcript has 5 exons. Gene Ontology annotation, biological process: catechol-containing compound metabolic process. The record is from RefSeq and is a predicted model, not a curated record. NCBI's taxonomy places the organism in Eukaryota, Fungi, Basidiomycota, Exobasidiomycetes, Exobasidiales, Cryptobasidiaceae. Bases 75 to 1079 code for a protein of 334 amino acids.